Molecule: messenger RNA, 1429 nt
Organism: Rhopalosiphum padi (bird cherry-oat aphid)
Lineage: Eukaryota; Metazoa; Arthropoda; Insecta; Hemiptera; Aphididae
Product: small ubiquitin-related modifier-like
Exons: 2
Coding region: 415-837 (140 amino acids)
Biological process (GO): protein sumoylation
Cellular component (GO): nucleus; PML body
Molecular function (GO): protein tag activity; ubiquitin-like protein ligase binding
Source: RefSeq, a predicted model, not a curated record
GUUUGUGGGUGUAUGGUACGCACGAAACUAAUACUAAUGUAUAUGUUGAUGUCGGCCAUCUUUUACUUUGAUAAUAUUAUUAUUAUAUGUUACACACUUACACACUGACACUUGUAAACUCAUACUGUGUGUACGUGUGACGUGUGUUGUUAGUACGCUAUUCGUUGUAGUUUGUUGCAGUCGUAGUUUGUUGUAGUCACUAGCGUCUAAACUAGUUAAUACUUGUACUAUAUUCUCUCCCGUAGAAUACAGUUUACGUAUUAUCGCACGUUUGGCGUCGCAUUAAACAAAUUGUAAUCCUGCAAUUGUUGUAUAGCGUUAUAGUUGAAUUAACUUUGGUUGACAGUCAUAAGCGUCCAGCACCAGAAACCAAAACCGCACUUGUCUUAAGAACGUCAACAAACCGUAGCGAGAAUGUCGUCAAUCAUCAAUGAAAAUCAAGGUGCAGAACAAUCCACCUCGAUGACAACAAACGUAGCUACCAGUUCCACGGAUAAAACCAUUGAUAUCGACGGCCAGAGCAUGCCUGCGGCUGAUCCAAAUGCUGGUGAAUCAAAUGAGGUGGUCGAAAAAAAGUAUUCGGCCACUAUCGAGGAGUACAUCCGCCUGCGCGUCAUCACUGCUGAUAUGUCUAACGAAGUACACUUUCGUGUAAAAGCCGCCACAUCCUUGCUUCGCCUGAAACGUUCAUACUGCAACAAGUUGGGUUUUCAAGUGAAUGAAUUACGUUUUGUGUUUGAUGGUCAUCGUAUAACUGACAUAGAUACUCCAAAAUCAUUAGGCAUGAUGAAUGACGAUGUAAUUGAAAUAUACCAAGAGAGAAUCGGUGGUAUGUGAUGCGAACGUAUAAAGUACAUUUUGUUUUUAAUUUAAAAUCCAUGGGUUUCUUACUGAAGUAUCUUAAAAAUUAAUUCUUAUCUCAAAGUAAUUAUGUAUUUUACAAACAAUAUAAUAAUAAUAUGUUAAAGGUGGUUUUUCAAUAACAGCAUUUUUCAAUUCCAAAAAUAGUCUAAAAUGUCAGAAUUAUACAAAAUUCAAAAUUGUUAACAAAGUUUAAACUUUACUUCUAUAGAAAAAUUAUGUUAGCUAUAAUUGUCUUCUUAAUUAAAAUUAAAUAUACAGAAUGAUCUAGGGUUUCCUCAUUUUUUGUGUUUACCUUGUAGCUUAUGGGGACCAUUCUGAAUAAUAUCCUAUAAUUUAUAUCAAUUUUAUUUUAGUGAAUUAUUGUACCGAUAAUAAAGUUUUAGCAAUUAUUUAGAAUAAUACUGUUUAUAUGUUUUAGUACCACCAAUAACUGGAUAAUGAUACAAUUGUUUUUAAUGCAUUUUUGAUCUAUCACCACAUAUUAUAUACAUUUAUUUUACAAUUCUUUCUUUAUCUUAAGAUGAAAUACCUUCAUCUUACCAUUCAGUAUUUUGUAACUAUAAUA